Colossoma macropomum (tambaqui) is the source of this 3488-nucleotide messenger RNA. RefSeq names its product leucine-rich repeats and transmembrane domains 2a (gene lrtm2a). NCBI's taxonomy places the organism in Eukaryota, Metazoa, Chordata, Actinopteri, Characiformes, Serrasalmidae. The transcript is spliced from 4 exons. Gene Ontology annotation, molecular function: protein binding. Gene Ontology annotation, cellular component: plasma membrane. The record is from RefSeq and is a predicted model, not a curated record. Bases 297 to 1412 code for a protein of 371 amino acids.
CGUCUGUGGGGGGCUGCUGUUGCUACUGUGUCAGUGGGAGAAUAUUUUUUUAUCGGAUUACAGCAUUCAGUGUUUCCCCUUUAUCGCCCCCCCCCACACUACAAAAAUAAACAGCCCACUGUGUUCACAGAGCGCUGAAAAGGACGGAGGACCAAAAGAGGCGACUCCAUCACAGAUCGCUGACUGUCGGCCUCUGCCAGUGAAGGUUGGCGUCGAGGCACACUGAUGCCUAGCUGGGUCUGAGGCGGGCAAACGCAGGCGCAGACGAGACGCAGCGGAGAGGCACACGCGCAGCCAUGCGGCUCUUCACCGGGCCUGUGGUGAGCCGCUCUGGGAGCAGCACUCAAAGCAGCCCCGCGCUGCUCUGCGUGUUGUAUCUGCUGGUCAUGCAGCUGCAGCCCUGCUCCGGCUGCCCGUCUGUAUGCGUAUGCAGCUCAUCCGAGGCAGACUGCAGUGGCCGCGGCCUGGUGGCGCUCCCCGCCCUGUCAUCGCUCCCGUCAUCCACGCGCACCCUCCUCCUGCCCAACAACCGCCUCUCCUUGCUGCCCACCGCGGCCUUCACCAACCUCAGCUCCCUUGAGAGGCUGGACCUGUCCAACAACUACCUGGACAACCUGCCAGCCGGCUUGUUUGCUGAACUGGCCAACCUGAGCGAUCUCAGCUUGAGGAACAACAGCCUUACGGCACUGGACCGUGACCUCCUGCAAGGCCUGGGAAGCCUGCGGAGGCUGGAUGUGUCUCUGAACGGCCUGGCUGCCGUGCCACUGGGUCUGCUGGACCAGCAGCAAGGCCUGACUUGGUUGUCCCUGGCCGGGAACAGGCUGCAGGCGCUGGAGAGGGCCGCCUUUGAACCGCUGGUUAACCUGCAGCACCUGGAGCUGGGCUCUAACCCGUGGGAGUGCGAUUGCAACCUGCGCGACUUCAAGCACUGGAUGGAGUGGUUAAUCUACCGAGGUGGCUAUGUUGAUGCCAUGGAGUGCACCCUCCCCAAAGACCUGAGAGGGCGGGACAUCCGGAGUGUACCCGUGGAGAUGUUCAACUACUGCCUGCAGCUGGAGGAUGAGAACGGGGGUGGGUCCGGAGGGACGAAGGGCGGCUCUCCCCCAUGCGUGCGGGCCACGGCGGCGCCAGCCUCCGAGAGCACAGUGGUGCGGACGGAGACCGAGGCGCCGGACUGCGUGAGGCAGCGCUAUCGGCCUGUGAGCGUGCGACGGGCCAUCGGCACGGUGGUGAUCGCCGGCGUGGUGUGCGGCAUUGUGUGCAUCAUGAUGGUGGCGGCGGCCGCAUACGGCUGCAUCUACGCCUCCCUGAUGGCCAAGUACCAGCGCGAGCUGAAGAAGAGGCAGCCUCUGAUGGGCGACGCCGAGGCAGAAGCCGACCCCGAGGAGAAACAGAUCUCAUCGGUGGCGUAGAGCAGGGGAAGAGGGGUCGGGGUUCAGAGACAGGACUGUAUGCUCUGGAAUCGAAACCGCACGGUGAGAAGGAGACAGCAACUUUUACUGAGGCUGACUGAGGCUCGUUUCUGCCCUACCUACGUUCCUCUCUGCUCUCCCAAAGACUAGCUGUAGACAUUCUCCUCAUGCUAACACUCGGAUGUAAAGGACCCCUGCUCUAACGCCUUUGCCCUCUGUCCUUGGAUCACAGCCCACCCCCCUAGAACCAGAGGCUCAAUCAGCACUUUAAAACUUCACCCCUUCGUCUCGGCCCUGGUCUUGGAAGGAAGGAUUUCAGAGAGGAAAAAUGAACACCUGCUCUUUGAUUGCUCCUCUAUGCUGUACUCCUCUAGUGGCUAACAUCAGCAUCUGCACUAGCAGCUGCAUCAACCUUGUCCCCGCCCUAAAUAUACCCACUUUACCCCACGGAGACUCUAUUUUGGUGGUAAUGACAUAUCAUGUUAUUAAUAUCCUCCAUGUUAUUCAGAAAAUAAUAUAUAUUCUAAACAAUGUGAGGUGACCCCCACUUCUCCUGGUCUAUCUCUGUGUGCUUCUGCUUCCAUACCCAGUAUUGAAUUGUGUUUAGCACACCAUUCUGUUCCAUUUGUUUGGAUUCACUAUUAAUGUAUGCUGCUCUCCUUGUGAGUAUUAUAGGAAGCGAUAUUUGUUUGGGUUGGUGGUGCAGAAUUUGUUGAAUAAUACUUGAUGUGUGAGUCAAGUCUUGGCAUUUAGAGUAAAAGCGUAUUGAGAACUUGUGAGAGGUCUGGGUGAGCUCUUAUCCUUACAGAACCUGUGGCUAAAGCUGGGUGGGAGGCCACUUCAAGGCCUUUAUUUCUGGAGAGGAGAAGAUUAACCAGUUCUUAAAAUGAUUGCUGUGUCACUGUAUGAAUACAGAAACAGGGAGAGCAGAAUGGAUAAAAGUGUUGACUUGAUUAAGACGGUUUUCCACACAUUAUUUACCAAUAUGUUUGUAUGUUUUGUUUGUUUCAUUAUGGAUUGGAAUGCCACUAGCAAUCAGAACAGUCCGAUGUGUUGUUUCCCAUAGGAAAGUGGAAUAUAUUGCAAGUGGCAAAGUUGUCAAUAUAUUCCAAACACGAGUAGAAUAUAUUAUAAUACAUUUUAACAUGUUACAUGUGUGUAUGAGUUUGAAAUAUGUACAAAGAAGAGAGGUUGGAUAGUACUGUGUGCUCAGUUUUGUACUGUUGGACCAAUUAAUAUAACCACGUUUAGCCUAAUAGUAAGGUUAUGAUAAAGAUUUUUAGAUUAUAGGUCCAAGCUUCCUUAAAGAUCUUCCAAAUAUCAGUAUUCAAAAAAACACUACAGAUAACUACAGCAUUAGACUUUUUCCUAAAAGGAAACCUAGCUUCUGCAGUGUGCUGGGAUUAGACGAAGAUCUUAGACAAAGAUUAUUCUAGAACAGAUUAUUCCUGUCAUAUACUUUGCGGUUUAAGCUUCCAUACAUUAGCAUCCAUCACGCUGGAAAGAGACAGAUAAAGUCAGAUGGGAAAGAGAGAGGGAGAGGGAGAACAUAAGGCUAAAAAUAUUUGCAGUAACUGUGACCUUAUUGUGUCAUUUCUUCAAUUCUUUAUCUUUAUCUCACUCUUAACUCUGCUGACCUAACUCAGAGACUAGCUAUAGCUGAUUUUGUCUAAUUAAAUUUAAGUCCAAACAAUUCAAACUAAAUAUUGGUUCACAGUACAAGCAACUAAAGUGUCAUUUUCUCCCUGUGUUUGAUACAGAAUCACCAUCUUCAUCUGUUGUGAGUUUUGUCGUAAUUGCUAUUUUGGGAAGCCACAAAUAAGUGCAGAUAAUGCAACAUACGAGCAGUCCAAACCUCACUAGCUCUAUCCCGUUUAGCUAAGUGUCAGAGUUAGGGAUGUUUCGGUCACGAUCGAAAUGAAAAUGAAAAUGUAAUAGUCCCUCAAUCACAUCCCGCUGUCUAGUCCACUGCAUCUGAAGUAGUCCACUUUGGCUACGUUCACAUUACCAGGCUAAAGUGGCACAAAUCCGAUUUUUUGCCCUAAUGUGACUCAGAUCUGAUGUUUUCAGAGUUGU